ACGAACUUCUGCUCUCGCUUUUUUCAGAGCCUCACUUUCAGCAUAACUCCAUCCAGAUGAAGACCCUGUCUCUGUGGAUAUUUGGGCUCCUGUGCGCCAGCCUCACAGGAGUACAUGGACUCAGCGACUUUCCAAAAAACUAUGUGGUGGCAAAAAGGGGCCAUGAGGCUUCGGUCACAGUGAAUUGUCAUACAGAGACCGAUGGACCUGUCACGUGGAAGUUGGGAGACACACCGGUAGAGGAAACGGGUUUUGAGGACAGCAUCAUGCAGGACGGUCUAAAACUGGUCAUCUCAGAUGUGGAGUCACCCAUGUUGGGAGAAUACAGCUGCUGGAGAGGAGAGAAGAUGUUGUCAUCCACCCAUGUGCUGCUGGAGAACGACCUGGAUGAAGACUUUGAUUCUCUCCUCACUUGUCGAGCAAAGUCCUAUGACUGCAACUUCACCUGCGUCUGGUCCCAAAAAGAGUACACAGCGGUGCGCCUUGGACUGGGAAGCGACUGCAGCCAAGGGCUGAGGUCAUGCGACUGGGUCAGCAGCAGUGACCAGCUCCCGGACGGGGGAUUCCAGUUUGAGCUGUCCCACACCCUCUCACCAUAUGCUGAGGAAAGCAGUAUGCUGGAACUCACUGCUGAGGCCAUCAGCUACCUGACAGUCCUCAAGAGAACCAGGAGAUUUUAUCUCAGAGACAUUGUUCAACCAGACAGUCCCACGAUUGCCAGGUGUCAGGUGGUGGAGCCCGACCUGAAUGUGACCAUUGACCCCCCGUCCAGCUGGUCGAUCCCUCACAGCUUCUUCAGCCUGGAGCAUGAGAUUGAAUACGUGUACAAAGACAACGGCGAGACUGGACGUUCUUUCUCGACCCUGAUACCGAAGAGGAUCAGCAAGCUGAGGGUCCGCUCCAGAGACUCACUGGUGUUCUCAUCCUGGAGUCAGUGGACUCCCUGGAAAAAUGUGAAAAAGAACCCUUGCCAUUGCAAAAAUCCGGAGAAAAACUGCUGUCCAGAGAUGCCGCCUGGGUACAUGUACAACUGCAAGAAGAGAAGGAAUAGAAAAAGAGCUAAAAAUGCUGAGCAGAGUAAAACAUUUUAAAAAGAAUAUGCUCACUAGGACUGUGGACAUUUUGGGAUUGGUGUAAAAAUGUUUGUGCUGUUUAUAUACAAAGUAAUCAAGCAUUGAUAUGUUGGGACAGUUUCAAGAAUAAUAUCCUGGACAUGGUAGGUGUUUUAUAGGGGAUUUCUACAUGCUGUAAGCUGAAGCAUGACAGGAUUUCCUCUUACUCAGCCCAAAUGUCUCUUGUUUGUGAUUUAACCUCAGUUGCUCACCUUCCCAGCUAAACACGCAACAAACAAAUACUACCUUUGUGAAGGUCUCGAUGUUUAGUUUUGGUUAAAAUUGUCCUUCAGUUAAGUCAAUAUUAGGCAUUUUCUACUUCGUAUGGAAGGUGGAUUUGUGGGAUUUGUUUAAAAUUUGACACCUUUACGUGUAUCACAGUAUUGUAUUUAUUCUGCAUAUUCUUCACAGAAGAUGUUUAGACUUGGACUUUGGACUUGUCAGAGUAGAAAAAGUGUAGGAAUAGAUGAGAAAGGGGAUAAUGACUAGAUUCUAUUUAUGCGGUUUCAGAGUCCUAGCAUUGAGUGUGAAGGCUCAGUUUGAGACUGUUACGAUGCUUAAUGGGACACACUAUGAGUAGAAAAACAAAUAUUUGCAGUUAAACUCCAGAAACAGUAAUACUUACAUGUUUUUUGUUUGUUUAUUUGUUUUUUGUUCAUGAAAUAGCCAAAAUACUGUUAUUAUAUGUUUUUAUUUAUAUCUGCCGACACAAUGUUUUGUGGAACUUGUAUACUGUGAAUUAUUCAAGCAAUUUGUAAUUAAAGGACAUUAUUACUGAA
Messenger RNA from Mugil cephalus (flathead mullet), 1891 nucleotides. RefSeq names its product interleukin-12 subunit beta (gene il12b2). Bases 57 to 1091 code for a protein of 344 amino acids. The record is from RefSeq and is a predicted model, not a curated record. The transcript has 8 exons. Gene Ontology annotation, molecular function: protein binding. NCBI's taxonomy places the organism in Eukaryota, Metazoa, Chordata, Actinopteri, Mugiliformes, Mugilidae.